Molecule: messenger RNA, 267 nt
Organism: Peromyscus leucopus (white-footed mouse)
Lineage: Eukaryota; Metazoa; Chordata; Mammalia; Rodentia; Cricetidae
Product: 60S ribosomal protein L37a-like
Exons: 1
Coding region: 1-267 (88 amino acids)
Biological process (GO): translation
Cellular component (GO): ribosome
Molecular function (GO): structural constituent of ribosome
Source: RefSeq, a predicted model, not a curated record
AUGGCUAAAUGCACCAAGAAGGCUGGGAUUGUGGGGAAAUAUGGGUCCCAUUACAGUGCCUCCCUCUGGAAAAUGGUGAAGAAAACUGAAAUCAGUGGGCACACCAAACACACUUGCUCCUUUUGUGGCAAGACCAAGAUGAAGAGAUGUGCCGUUGGCAUCUGGAACUGUGGUUCCUGCAUGAAAACAGUAGUUGGUGGAGCCUGGACCUCCAACACCACUUCUGCCCUCACAGUGAAGUCUGCCCUCAGAAGACUGAGGCGCUGA